This is a messenger RNA of Labrus mixtus (cuckoo wrasse), 1846 nucleotides long. It is a transcript of the gene prf1.3, whose product is annotated as perforin 1.3. Bases 3 to 1691 code for a protein of 562 amino acids. The transcript is spliced from 7 exons. NCBI's taxonomy places the organism in Eukaryota, Metazoa, Chordata, Actinopteri, Labriformes, Labridae. The record is from RefSeq and is a predicted model, not a curated record.
CGAUGCUCUCCUCCAGCCCUAUCCUCCUCCUCCUCCUCCUCCUCCUCCUCUUCCUCCUCCCUCCAUCUCUGGGGUGUCAGACCAGCUCCUUCACCGAGUGUCAGAACGCUCCAUUUGUCCCGGGUCACAACCUGGCCGGUGAGGGUUUCGACGUGGUGCUGAUGAAGACCAGCGGAGCCAGCGUGGUCGACGUCAAGAACUUCAUGGUGGGAGGAGUCGAGGGGAACUGCACCACGUGCCACAACCACCUCUUGAAUCAGACCCAGAAACUCCCGUUGUCCGUGCUGGACUGGAGGAUAAAGGUGAACUGCCGGCGUAGUCUGAGCGCCAAGGUCUUUGAGUCGAGCCAGUCAGUCAUGAAAGAGACGAGUAAUUCUCUUUCAACAAGCUGGAAGGUGGGUCUCACUUUGCCUGGAAUUGGAGGAUUUGCAACCGGAGGUUCACACUCCACAAUGUCAAAAUUUGCAGAGAGUCGCAGCAAGACAGACAAGUUCUCCUUCGCCACCCACAGUUUUAACUGCAAAUACUACUCCUUCCGUCUCCACGCCCGCCCUCCUCUGAGUAAAGAGUUUCAAGAUUCCCUCAAGGACCUCCCCUCCACACGCCACCACAAGAACACCUCGGCUUUCAAACACUUCAUCGCCAUCUAUGGGACGCACUUCAUCCGCAGGGUCCAACUCGGGGGCCGUGUGAACUCCAUCACCGCCAUCCGGACCUGCGAGGCCUCCAUGAGCGAGAUGUCAGUCCGCACCGUCAGCACCUGCCUGAGCGUGGAGGCUAGUGUCACGAUAGGCAUCUCUUUCAGUUCAUCCUUAAAGUUCUGCAAGUCAAAGAGCAAGAGCCUGAAAACCGGAUCAACCUUCAGCCAGGCCUUUUCUGACCGGACCACAGAGGUUCAUGGAGGGGACGGGGAUGUUGGGGACAUCAUGUUCAGCCCGAACAGUGCCGCCGAGUACAAGAAGUGGCUGAAUUCCCUGAAGAGGGUCCCAGGUGUGGUUUCCUACCAGAUCAGCCCACUGCACCUGCUGGUGACGGACAACCCCGUCCUCAAAUCUAACCUACGUGACGCCAUCAGCGACUACAUCAGCAAGAGUGCCAGGCCGCUCGACUGCCCGGCUCGCUGCAAGAUUGGCAGCCGAAACCAGAACUGUGCUUGUCGUUGCCAAGGACACCAAAUGGUCAACUUGGAGUGCUGCCCUAGAGAGCCUGGCAUCGCCCGGAUGAACGUGACGGUGAUCCGGGCAGAAGGACUUUGGGGGGACAAUUUCUCUAAGACAGACGGAUACGUUAAGGUUUUCUAUGGUAACCAAGGAGCGGUUACGCCGGUGAUCUGGAACAACGACUUCCCGUCCUGGAACUACCUCAUUCGCUUUGAAACGGUCAACCUUGAUCGCAGGCAGCCUAUCCGCUUUGAGGUUUGGGACCGGGACAACCGCUGGAACGACAACUUGCUGGGCCAGGUGGACGUCAUCCCCACGUCGGGAAAAAACAUCGCCAAGAGCUUACGCCUGAAACACGGCUUGCUGUCCGUCCGUCUGUCUGCGGUAUGUGCUCCCAGCCUGCAGGGAUCCCUGUGUGAGCAGUAUGCCCCCUCGCCGACCUACGAGGGCGUGAUGGGAUACACAAAGGAGGACCAGGAGCACCACUGGGACUCAGGGAGGUCAGGUCAUCAUGAGAGCGUCUUGCUUUGAGAAUCUCUUCAGGCUGUUUAUCAUUGGAAACAUGUUUGUUUAAAAAGAAAAAAGUUAGAUCACCUGUCAAUGCUCCUAAUGCUUUUUGGCUUUACAGUUUUUUAUUUGAUAUUUUGAACUAACACCUACACCAAUAAAACAAUACUUAAAUAAUG